Molecule: messenger RNA, 597 nt
Organism: Magallana angulata
Lineage: Eukaryota; Metazoa; Mollusca; Bivalvia; Ostreida; Ostreidae
Product: sentrin-specific protease 5-like
Exons: 3
Coding region: 1-582 (193 amino acids)
Biological process (GO): proteolysis
Molecular function (GO): cysteine-type peptidase activity
Source: RefSeq, a predicted model, not a curated record
AUGAAACCAUGGAGACAAUCAAUGAAGUUCCGAAUCAUCUGGAAAAAGGUGUCCCUAAGACCAUUCCCCAAGUUGCCUGCAUCGAAGAAAUUGGUUAUUGGCUCCAAUUCCAUUACAGGAAAAGAUCUCCAUUGCCUCGGUGGUCAGAAUUGGCUGGAUGAUUCGAUCAUACAUGCUUAUCUUGGCCUCCUGCAGAGAGAGAGGACACUACUACAGAAAAAUGAAGACUUCAUUCUCCCUUGCUUUCUAAUGGAGAAAUGGACCAGGAGGGACUACCUUUCCUGGUUAUACCCAAAGGUGAAGUUUUCCUCCUAUGCCUUUAUCCUGACGCCCAUUUGCAGCAACCACCACUGGAUUCUCUUGGUCGCCAGUGUGUCAAAGAAAACAGUUUUGGUGUUGGAUCCCCUAGGACACCAACAUCCGGACAUCGAACACAAGUGGAGGAAGUACAUGUACACGAGGGAAAGAUACAUUCCGGAAGGGUUGGAAAAAUGGAGCAGUGACCAUCAAGCUGUAAGUCGUCAAAGAGAAGGCAACAGUUGUGGCGUCUUUGUUCUUAUGAUUAGUUAUAUAAAGCAUUAACUUAGAUUAUGCCUA